AUGAAACGUGAAAUUGAUGGUCCUCAAGGGGGCGGACCCCAAAAAAGAUACAAAAAUAGUGAUGGAAAUGAAAUUCGGCUGCUUAUUCCUAGUAAGGUUGCCGGUUCAAUUAUUGGAAAAGGGGGUCACAACAUUUCCAAACUAAGAACUGAGCACAAUGCUUCCGUCACAGUCCCCGAUUGUCCCGGCCCGGAACGCAUCCUUACAGUUGCUGCGGAUCUUGAUACGAUGUUACGAGUCGUUUCGGAAAUUCUACCGAAUCUAGAGGACGUAAUUGAUAUUAGAAUGUUAGUGCACCAAAGCCAGGCGGGGUGUAUUAUAGGAAAAGGUGGAUUGAAAAUUAAAGAGCUUCGAGAGAAAACUGGAGCAAGAAUAAAAAUAUAUUCAAACUGUUGCCCUCAAAGUACAGACAGAAUCGUACAAAUUAACGGUAAAGGGAAUCUUUGCGUGGAUGCCAUUCGGGAAUGUAUGGAAUUAUUAAAAACGUCUCCUAUAAAGGGUAUGAAUAAUCCUUAUGAUCCACACAAUUUCGACGAAUACUUUUCACAAGAUUAUGGAGGCUACGGAGGUGGAGGAGACGAUAGGCGAGGUGGUGGCAGAGGACCUGGAAACAGAGGUCCACCCGGACGUGGAGGAGGAAAUUUUGGAGGGCCUCGAGGAGGAGGUUUUGGUGGACCAAGAGGAGGAGGUGGCGGUCCUGGAAAUUUCGGUGGUCGCGGACCAAUGGGCGGACCUAUGGGUGGUCCCAUGGGAGGCCCUAUGGGAAAUGGAAUGGGCAUGAAUGCUCCCGGGCCUAUGGGAAUGGGUAUGGGAGGACCCGGUCCACAAAAUCCUGGUAAUUUCGGUGGUCCUCCUUUGGGGGGAGAGAAAAACUCGACCCAGGUUACCAUUCCAAAAGAUCUUGCUGGAGCUAUAAUUGGAAAAGGUGGUUCGAGAAUUAGAAAAAUUCGAAUGGAAUCUGGAGCCGCCAUUACGAUUGAUGAGCCUUUACCAGGUUCAAACGAUCGAAUAAUAACAAUCUCAGGCACUCCGAAUCAAAUUCAAAUGGCUCAGUACCUUUUACAACAAAGGUUAGUCUAUUUAAUACAUUUAAUUUAG
Molecule: messenger RNA, 1098 nt
Organism: Pediculus humanus corporis (human body louse)
Lineage: Eukaryota; Metazoa; Arthropoda; Insecta; Psocodea; Pediculidae
Product: heterogeneous nuclear ribonucleoprotein k, putative
Exons: 9
Coding region: 1-1098 (365 amino acids)
Biological process (GO): regulation of transcription by RNA polymerase II; regulation of mRNA splicing, via spliceosome
Cellular component (GO): nucleus; cytoplasm
Molecular function (GO): mRNA binding
Source: RefSeq, a predicted model, not a curated record